UAAAUCUUGACAGCUUUCGAUGAGGCAUCGCUCAAGAAUGAACUAGAAUUGUUGGGCCACGAGUUGGCCAAUCAGCAACAAAGAAACGUGGCUUGAGAGCAGACCACGCCCUCCGGGGGGCUCCAAUAAGAAGGGAGGAGCUCGCGUUGUAUCGGCGCGUGAACAGAGAACGAAGCACACCUGUUGGGCAGCUGCAGGUGAGCCGGGAGUUUGGAUACUGGUAAUUUGACAGACCAAAAGGAUUUUUGGCGAGUGGCAGCGGUAGCGAAACGUAAAUUGCAAGAAUCUUGUCUGAAAAUGGAAUUUGAUCAAAUAAAGUCCUCAGCUGCACUCAUGUACGAUGAGUUCAUCCAAAAUGCAGACCGGCGGACAGACACCUGGUUCCUUAUGUCCUCUCCUCUCCCCCAAACAAUCGUCAUCGCAGCGUACAUUUACUUUGUCACAUCGCUGGGGCCUCGGAUGAUGCAGAACCGCAAAGCCUUCGACCUCAAAGGAGUUCUAAUCGUCUACAACUUUGGCGUGGUGGCUCUCUCGCUCUACAUGUGCUAUGAGUUUGUGAUGUCCGGAUGGGGAACCGGAUACUCUUUUCACUGUGACCCGGUCGACUACUCUGAUUCUCCACAGGCUUUGAGGAUGGCGUCAACAUGCUGGCUUUACUACUUCUCAAAGUUCAUUGAGAUGUUGGACACGAUCUUCUUUGUGCUGAGAAAGAAGAAUAGCCAGGUGACAUUUCUUCAUCUCUUUCAUCACUCAAUCAUGCCCUUCACCUGGUGGUUUGGAGUUCGGUUUUCUGCAGGUGGGAUGGGGACAUUUCACGCCCUGCUUAACUGUAUCGUCCAUGUUAUCAUGUACUCUUACUACGGCCUGACUGCUUUGGGUCCAAACUACCAGAAGUACCUUUGGUGGAAAAAAUACCUGACUACCAUUCAGCUGAUCCAGUUUGUUAUGGUGACAAGCCACAUCUCCCAGUAUUUCUUCACAAAGCACUGCGCCUACCAGUUCCCCAUCUUUGUCUACAUCAUCGGCUCGUACGGCCUGAUUUUCCUGUUCCUCUUCCUCAACUUCUGGUACCACGCCUACACCAAGGGCAAGAGGCUGCCUAAAGUACUGCAGAAUCAGACAUGGGCACACCACAGCAAUGGAGUUAUGAAUGGAAACGCCAGUCAUGAAAAAGAUGAGUGAUGCAGGUUGGGGGGGUAGGGGGGAUUGACCUCAUUUAUGUAAGCAAACUACUGCAGUGGGACUCAACCCCGUUAGUUUGGACUGUAUUUUCUGUUUUCUACUUGCAAAGACAAUCUUUAAUGACCAAAGCUCUAUUUAAGAGGUUUAUUGACUCAAGCUGAAGGGUUUUAUCUUGUAUAUAUUUUGUUUGUUUACAAUGAAGGUAAAGCCCAAGUUCUGCUAUGAAGUUUCCAAAUAUCCCUCCUUUCUGUUACAGUAUGGUUUAAAAAAAAUUUCAAGUGUCCGAAAUCGACUCCACUAUUCACACUGACUAUAGGGCUUUACCUAUGGUAAGACUGAGGGACCCUCGGCUAUACGGUCAAACAUGGCUUCCUCAAAAAGCUUCUGAUGAUAUCGUUUUAACUUUUGUGACUUGAUCUUACUUAAGACUUUUCAGGAAAUCCAGUUUAGGGUUGUUUUUUUUAAAGUUAUGCACUGAAAAGUUGUUUUUCACCUGACCAAAAAAAAAUUACUUUGACCGUUCCAAGUCAAUACUUUUUAAAAUGGUGUUCAGGCUACACGUGUCUUUGUUAAAUGGUUGCAUGCAUGCAUUCUUUUAGUAGUUUUGAUCACAUAGUCACACCCACUUCUCUAGUCACAACUGUUGCUGAUGGUAUGGACAUUCAGUGAAAAGGGCUAUCUUUAUACAGUAGAAUACUUUUGUUCUCCUGAUUUUAGUAGUUCUCCUAUGAAGCGAUGAUGUGACGAGGAAGGCUGAUGGGCCACUGUGGUUCUUGUAGGAUCCAGAGCUGGAGUUUUACUACUUCCUUAUUGCAAAAUUACACUGUAUUAUAGAACCGCAGUAUGCAUAUUUACAUGGAUUUACUAUUUAGCCAACCAGUCGGAAAACGUUAAAGUAUUUUUACUUCAUGUGUUUGAAGUUCUGUGGCUAAAGAGGUCUUCAGGCAGCUGGAGUCAGGUUGUGCCUUUAGACUGAGAUCUGUGGAGUAGUUUAUUAUGAUCUUAAGUGAGAAAAGUGAAUGUAACACUAUGCUCCUUUGGUGACUGAGGACACAGGAUUGAGCUCGAUGUGGAAAGAGUUCCACCUUUUAUUCAGGUGCAAGCCCAUGUUGACACUAAAGAUUUACAAAUGUACAAAUGGGGGUGAACUUUUUUUCAGAUCCCUUAUUAUACCAAUAGUUAAUACUGUAAGAAAUUGUAUCAAAUGUCUAUUUUAUAUGUAUUUAUAUGACAAUAAAUGGUCAAAUGUA
Molecule: messenger RNA, 2432 nt
Organism: Sander lucioperca (pikeperch)
Lineage: Eukaryota; Metazoa; Chordata; Actinopteri; Perciformes; Percidae
Gene: elovl7a
Product: ELOVL fatty acid elongase 7a
Exons: 8
Coding region: 298-1182 (294 amino acids)
Biological process (GO): sphingolipid biosynthetic process; fatty acid elongation, monounsaturated fatty acid; fatty acid elongation, polyunsaturated fatty acid
Cellular component (GO): endoplasmic reticulum membrane; endoplasmic reticulum
Molecular function (GO): fatty acid elongase activity
Source: RefSeq, a predicted model, not a curated record